Telopea speciosissima is the source of this 647-nucleotide messenger RNA. RefSeq names its product 40S ribosomal protein S18. Gene Ontology annotation, molecular function: structural constituent of ribosome; RNA binding. The coding region runs from base 151 to 609 and encodes 152 amino acids. NCBI's taxonomy places the organism in Eukaryota, Viridiplantae, Streptophyta, Magnoliopsida, Proteales, Proteaceae. Gene Ontology annotation, cellular component: small ribosomal subunit; ribosome; cytosol. The record is from RefSeq and is a predicted model, not a curated record. The transcript has 4 exons. Gene Ontology annotation, biological process: translation.
AACAAGGCCGCGAAUGGGUGACACACAGUCAGCAAAGACAUUUAUAACAACGCCAAAACCCUAGAUUCAACCUCUUGAGCUCUUGGCUUUCUGUGAUUGUUUGGGAGGUGCCCAAUAUCCGCUCCAUUCUUCCUGCAGGCUUCCAUCGAAAUGUCUCUAAUUGCGAACGAAGAUUUUCAACACAUUCUACGUGUUCUGAACACCAAUGUCGACGGUAAGCAAAAGAUCAUGUUUGCUCUGACCUCAAUUAAAGGUAUUGGGAGGCGAUUCGCUAACAUCGUCUGCAAGAAAGCCGACGUCGAUAUGAACAAAAGGGCUGGUGAAUUAUCUGCGCAGGAGCUGGAGAAUCUCAUGGUGAUCGUUGCUAAUCCUAGACAAUUCAAAAUCCCAGAUUGGUUUUUGAACAGGAAGAAGGAUUACAAGGAUGGAAGGUAUUCGCAGGUCGUGUCUAACGCAUUGGAUAUGAAGUUGAGAGAUGAUUUGGAACGAUUGAAGAAGAUUAGGAACCAUCGUGGUCUGAGGCACUACUGGGGUCUCCGUGUUCGUGGUCAGCACACCAAGACUACAGGCCGUAGAGGGAAGACUGUUGGUGUCUCCAAGAAGCGUUGAGCUUCUAUUUUUCUUGAUUUUGAAUUUCUAGAUUACCA